AGAAAGUGUCCGGACUGGAAGGGGGGAAAGUGUCCGGACUGGAAGGGGGUGAAAGUGUCCGGACUGGAAGGGGGUGAAAGUGUCCGGACUGGAAGGGGGUGGAAGUGUCCGGACUGGAAGGGGGGGAAAGUGUCCCGGACUGGAAGGGGGGAAAGUGUCCGGACUGGAAGGGGGGGAAAGUGUCCGGACUGGAAGGGGGUGGAAGUGUCCGGACUGGAAGGGGGGGAAAGUGUCCGGACUGGAAGGGGGGUGAAAGUGUCUGGACUGGAAGGGGGUGAAAGUGUCCGGACUGGA
Molecule: messenger RNA, 294 nt
Organism: Staurois parvus
Lineage: Eukaryota; Metazoa; Chordata; Amphibia; Anura; Ranidae
Source: the annotation of a GenBank genome assembly